This is a messenger RNA of Lodderomyces beijingensis, 843 nucleotides long. The record is from the annotation of a GenBank genome assembly. NCBI's taxonomy places the organism in Eukaryota, Fungi, Ascomycota, Pichiomycetes, Serinales, Debaryomycetaceae.
AUGCUCUUUUCAAACUUGGUUUUAUUUUACUUGAUUCCCGUGAUUCUUGCCCUCCCUGACCAGUCGCAAUCAUGCAUUAGCAACUUGCAGAUUCCAUUCACUGGUUACAAAGUUGAGUUUCAACUACAAUUGCAACCUUUGAAAAGCAGUUACCAUUUACUAUACUGCAACGACAACAAACUUAUCUACGACGUUAAUCUCAAUGGCACUAUUCCCUGGACAAAGCCAGUGACAUUCUACAGACACGGCAACGUCGAGGACAACUUGAUCCUCGCUCGUCGCAAAACUUUUGCACUACGGAGCAUUCCCAUCUUUCUCCCCAAUACGCUCGUGGGCUCGCUUUACUACGGCGAUAAAUUGACGCCGUCAUCGAACCAUAACUCCACCACCACCACCACCAAGUCGAUGCCCUUGAUUGCAGCCAACAUCUUCCGCAACUGGUGCGAGAUAAAUUACAAGUUCCAAUUUAUCUAUCACAUCCCCAUCUUGACCACGCCAAGCAUCGAUUCCAAGCGAUACAGCUUUGGCUUCUUUGAUAACAAGGCCCGCAACGAUUGGAACAAGUACAUCUCGAUGCUGGAGGAUUACAACUUUGAUCACGAUUCGCGUGUCUCGGCACGCAGGAAUUUUGAUAUGCUCGUGAACCAGUUGAACUUGAUUAUCCACGAGCACGAGUUGUUGGGUAAAAGGAUCAAGUUGGCGUUUGCUAAGCUGGAAUGGGCCCAGUUGUGGUGGCUGUUGGUGUUGAUUUCCAAGUCGGUCAAGGCUAGUGUCUUUAAUAAGUUGAUGCAGAAAUUGGAUGCUGUCUUGCCGCAAUCGGUGCCGACGGGAACUACAUACUAA